AUGGCCCACCGCCCGACGAGCGUGACACCUGUGCCGGGGUCGCGUACACCUCGGCUGACCGUGCUCCCACCAGAGGAAAGGCCCCCGCGGAGGACGGCUCCACCGCCGACGCGCACGUGGUACUGGUUCCAUCCGCUCCCCGCCGAGGCAGCCGGCGCCGACAACGCCGACGACCCGCUCGCCGCGGGCAACGCAGACCAUCCCGACCCGCUCCCCGUCGAGGCAGCCGACGCCAACAACCCGGACCUCCUACUAGCCGACGCCGACGCGGAGGACGAGGACGAGGCCGACAACAACGACCACCUCGACCACCCGCUCGGCGCCGAGGCAGCCGACGGCGACCACCCCGACCUCCCUCUCGGCGGCGAGGAGGCCGACGGCGACCACCCAGACCUCCCGCUCCCCGCCGAGGAGGCCGACAGCGACCACCACGACCUCCCGCUCCCCGCCGAGGAGGUCGACGGCGACCACCACGACCUCCCGCUCGCCGCCGAGGAGGCCGACGGCGACCACCACAACCUCCCGCUCGCUGACGCCGACGCGGACGCGGAGGAAGACGCAGAGGCCGAAGCCGGGGCCGACGACCCCGCCGAGCUCCCCCGGAUGCCCCUCCUGCCGCCGCUCUCCUGGGCCCGCUGCCGGAGCCGUCUUCGCCCCUGGCGUACCAUCCCGCUGCAAUGCCGCUUGAGGAAUUCGAUCAGUGGGGGGCCCCGUCCAUUUGGCGGCAGAGGAGGAGGAGGACGAUGACGACUAGUCGUAGGUGAGGGGAUUUCAUAACCUAACCUUUCCCUUUCUAGAAGAAGCAAGUAGACAUGUUUAUUCAGAUAAUUCAGUUCCUCUAUUUGGUCGUAUUUGCUGCCAGUAAUAUUUUUAUUUGUAAAGCUAGUAAAAAUUAUGGAACUUAAAAUACAAAAUCAGUUGAUUUAUCUCUUCAGCCUUAACAAAAAA
Messenger RNA from Triticum urartu, 948 nucleotides. RefSeq lists its product as uncharacterized. The record is from RefSeq and is a predicted model, not a curated record. NCBI's taxonomy places the organism in Eukaryota, Viridiplantae, Streptophyta, Magnoliopsida, Poales, Poaceae.